Ogataea parapolymorpha DL-1 is the source of this 1287-nucleotide messenger RNA. RefSeq names its product Suppressor of stem-loop protein 1. The transcript has a single exon. Gene Ontology annotation, cellular component: transcription factor TFIIH holo complex; transcription factor TFIIH core complex. The coding region runs from base 1 to 1287 and encodes 428 amino acids. Gene Ontology annotation, molecular function: zinc ion binding. NCBI's taxonomy places the organism in Eukaryota, Fungi, Ascomycota, Pichiomycetes, Pichiales, Pichiaceae. The record is from RefSeq and is a predicted model, not a curated record. Gene Ontology annotation, biological process: DNA-templated transcription; regulation of transcription by RNA polymerase II; nucleotide-excision repair.
AUGGAUUUAGAUCCUGAAUUCGCUCCCUCGCCUGAACAUUCGGAAGAUGAAAACAAUGAUGACGGCAAAAAGGCGCCAGACGCACUGAAGGGUGCCAACGGUGGCUACGCUUGGGAGGACCAAUACAGACGUUCAUGGGAUAUAGUGCAGGAGGACGAGAGCGGAAGUAUAGAAUCAAUUGUGUCUGGCCUCGUGGAGUCACAAAAAAAGCGAUACAUGAAAAACAUUACGCCUUUCCAACGUGGAAUCAUCCGUACAAUGGUACUGGUUCUGGAUUUCUCUAAUGUCAUGAUGGAAAAAGAUUUUAGACCUAAUCGAGUGUCUGUGAUGAUUUCCAACGCCAUAGAAUUCGUCGGCGAAUUUUUCGACCAAAACCCUAUUUCACAGCUCAGCAUAGUCAUUAUGCGCAACGGUAUUGCUCAGCUUGUUUCUGAAGUGAGUGGCAAUCCUCACGACCACAUUGAAGCACUAAAGAAUAUUCGCAAACUAGAACCUCAAGGGUAUCCUUCUCUACAAAACGCUUUGGAAAUGUGCCGAGGCCUUCUGUUGCAUGUUGCUUCGCACUGCACGCGAGAGGUGCUGGUGAUAUUUGGUGCCCUAUUCACUUCAGAUCCAGGAAAUAUACAUAAAACGAUUCAGGAUCUGGUGCGAGAGAAAAUCACCGUGCGUGUGAUCGGGUUGACAGCACAGGUGGCUGUUUGCCAGGAGCUAUGCCGCAUGACAAAUUACGGAGACCUUAAAAAUUCGUACCAUGUGGUGUUGUACGAGCAGCAUUUUAAAGAGCUAUUUAUGGACGCUGUCACGCCAUUGGCGGUGACGAAAGUUGAAUCGCAAAAGAAAGACGGGUUCACCCUUGUGAAAAUGGGAUUCCCCUCGCGAGUGAGUGAUAAUCAGCCGACAUUCUGCUCCUGCCAUUCGAAGGCGGUGUAUGGGGGCUAUAUCUGUCCGAACUGUAAAAGCAAGGUAUGUGUGCUGCCCACAGUUUGUCCGUGCUGCGAUCUGAUGCUAAUUCUGUCGACACACCUUGCACGAUCGUACCACCACCUGUUCCCGCUGAAACUCUUCCAGGAAGUGCCCGUUAGCGAAGAGUAUAGCUCGAGCCACUGCUUUGGCUGCCAAGCGCAGUUCCCGCCUGGCGUGGCCCCAUCGGCGCGACGAGAGUACCACACGAGCUCGCGGUACCACUGCCAGGACUGCAAUAAGGACUUUUGCAUUGACUGCGACGUGUUCAUCCACGAGGUCUUGCACAACUGCCCGGGCUGCGAGGCUGAUAGCAGAAAGCUAUAA